AAGUAGGAAAUGAAAUUUGAAAAAAGGCCACCUAGAAAGUGGACAUGAAUCAUGAUGUAGCAAGAUAGUACUAUAAUUAGUAUGAAAUCAAAUCCUAAAGGUUUGUAUAAUGUUGAAUACUAAUAUGUAUUUUAGCAAGAUACUACCUAACACAAAAUAAAUUACUAAAAUUUAAACUAAAAAGGAAAGAACAAUCAGACAAAUCCAAGUUACUGUUAAUCUUAUGUUAUUUUAUUAAUUUUUUCAUUUUCAGUAAUUGGUAUGGUGGUCCUGCAGAUAAAUUUCUUUAGGAUUAUUCUUCUUCUAGAGAGAGCUGCUAUUGGACUUGUGUUUUGCGGCCAAUUCCACUUGAUCACAUGAAGUCUGAUCUUUUACUUACUAUCUUUUCCUUUUUUCCAUCUUAGCAGAUUUUGAUAUCCCAUGUGGGAUGUUCUCAUUAGUUUUUACUUGUUUUUUUUGUCUUAUCUGAUCUUUCUGUCUUGGUUAGACCAAUCUUUUGGUGCUAAAUUUUAGUUGUAAAUCUAUUAUUAAUCCCUUAUUGGUCCUCUUCUGACAUUUUCUUGUGGAAUUAUUGGUGUUUGUGAGAUUGAUCUUGUUUUUUUGAGUGUUAGUACUGGUUUCUUUACUGUGUGAUUUUGCACUAAGUAUGAUGAGAAAGUGGACUGAAUUUUGAUCAAGAUUGGAUUUUUAUGAUAUUCUGAGAUUUGGGUUGAAGAGCUGAAGUGAAGAUAUUUGUUGGGGAUUGUUUGGAUUUGUCCAAUUUUGUGGGAAUCUUGGUUUCUUGACUUUACUUGGGGUUUGAAAAAAAUAUGAUUUUUACCAAGUAUGCUAGUUUUCUUGGGGAUAUGAUUAGAAAUUGGACUGAAUUUGGAGCAAAGAUGGGAUUUUUAUGAUAUUUUGAGGUUUGUGUUGAAGAGCUAAAGUGAAGAUAUUUGUUGGUGAUUGUUUGGAUUUAGCCAUCUUCUUUUCAUAAAGCAAAUCGACUUCGAUUCUUGAAUAAUCACCACUUCUGCUUUUUGUGAGAUUCUUGGUUUCUUGAGUAUUAGUACUGGUUGACUUUUAAUUGGGUUUUGGCAAAAUAUGGUAUUUCUCAAAAUUUGCUAGUUUUCUUGGGAAUAUGAUGAGAAGUUGGACUGAAUUUUGAGCAAAGAUGGGAUUUUUAUGAAAUUGUGAGAUUUGGGGUGAAGAGCCAAACUGAAGAUAUUUGUUAGGGAUUGUUUGGUUUCGUUCAAAUUUUGUGUGAUCUGUGAAAACUGAAAAGUUGGAAAUGGAGAGUAAUUCCAAGACAAUUGUGUGGUUUAGGAGGGAUUUGAGGAUUGAGGAUAAUCCAGCUUUAGCUGCUGCUGCAAGAAGUGGAAGUGUUUUACCAGUAUUUAUAUGGUGUCCUAAGGAAGAAGGGCAAUUUUACCCUGGUAGAGUUUCAAGAUGGUGGUUGAAGCAAUCUCUAAUUCACUUGGAACAGUCUUUGAAAUCCCUUGGGGCUGAACUUGUACUGAUCAAAGCUCAAAGUACACUUUCUGCUCUCACGGAGUGUGUCGAAGCUGUUGGAGCAACAAAAGUUGUGUAUAAUCAUCUAUAUGAUCCUGUUUCACUUGUUCGUGACCACAACAUCAAGCAAAAGCUGGGGGAACUAGGCCUAUCUGUUCAGAGCUACAACGGGGACUUAUUGAAUGAACCAUGGGAGGUUUACGAUGAUGAUGGAAAAGUUUUUACAACGUUUGAUGCAUACUGGGAGAAGUCUCUGCGUAUGCAAAACGAACCUGUUUCACACCUUCCUCCUUGGAGAUUAACUCAAGUUGCAGGAUCGGUUAAAAUGUGUUCAUUCGAAGAAUUGGGACUGGAAAAUGAGUCAGAAAAAUCUAGUAACGCAUUACUAGGGAAAGGAUGGGCACCAGGUUGGAGCAACGCAGACAAGGCCUUAACCGAAUUUGUAGAGAACAAUCUACUUGGAUACUCAAAGGAUCGGCUGAGAGUCGGGGGAAACUCUACAUCCCUUUUGUCUCCUUAUCUUCACUUUGGAGAAUUAAGUGUGAGGAAAGUUUUCCACAGCGUGCGAAUGAAGCAGAUACUUUGGACCAAAGAAGGGAACUCUGUUGGAGAAAAAAGUGCUAGUAUUUACCUUAGAGCUAUUGGGCUUCGAGAGUAUUCCCGCUAUAUCUGUUUUAAUUUCCCAUUUACUCAUGAAAGAUCAUUACUGAACAACCUGAGGUUUUUCCCUUGGAAUGCUGAUCAGACCCAUUUUAAGGCUUGGCGACAAGGCCGGACUGGUUACCCAUUAGUAGAUGCAGGAAUGAGAGAGCUUUGGGCUACUGGAUGGGUUCAUAAUAAAAUAAGAGUGAUUGUGUCAAGUUUCUUUGUGAAGUUCUUACUUCUGCCAUGGCAAUGGGGGAUGAAAUACUUUUGGGAUACACUCUUGGACGCGGAUUUAGAAAGUGAUAUUAUUGGUUGGCAGUAUAUCUCUGGUAGCUUGCCAGAUGGUCAUGAACUCGAGCGCCUAGAUAACCCAGAGUUUCAAGGAUUCAACUAUGAUCCGGAGGGAGAAUAUGUGAGGCAUUGGCUACCUGAGCUAGCAAGAAUGCCAGCUGAGUGGAUCCAUCAUCCUUGGGAUGCACCAUUUAAUGUGCUCAAAGCUGCAGGGGUGGAACUCGGUAUCAAUUAUCCAAACCCCUUAAUUGAUGUAGAUGUUGCAAGGGAUCGUCUAAUGCAAGCUAUAUUUAUCAUGCGAGAAAAAGAAGCAGCUGCGAAUGCCUCAGAUGCACAUGGAACCGUUGAAGUUGUUUUUGAUAACUCUGAAAAUGUUGGAGAUUCAUCAGCCAAUCCAAAGGACGGCGUUGUAAAGGGAAAGGUGCCUUGUCCGAGCAGUUCAUCUUAUGAUCAGAGGGUGCCAUCCAUGCAAACUGCGUGCACGCAUAAAAAGAGACCAAAGCCGGAAGAAGAAACAAAGAAGCCUAACGACAACAAGCUUAGCUACAAGAACGAAAGCAAAAUAUCAAACAUUGAUGGCGACUUGUGCUCUACUGCAGAAUCCUCUUCUAUGAAAAAGCAGAUGACUGUCAGCAGAAACUCAUUUUCUGUACCUCGAGCAAUUACCAUAUCUCAUGACAGAAAAUCUUUCGAGGAAGAAGCAUCAUCUCAAAAGGAAGAAGAAACUGAAACAGAAGUCAAUUCGUGCAAAACUGGUAAGACAGAGCUAUAGCUCGAUGAUUGAUCCCUCGCCAUCUCCAAUCAGCUGUCUCUUCCGAAAAUGUUCAAUUUUGGAGACAGAUAGUACGAUCAGCGUAUGCAGUGGAAUGGCGAUAUGCUGUUGAACUAUUUCUUCGUGUAUAUAACUACCUCUUAAUCGCUAGUAAGGUUGUAGUUUGUUUGACAUAGUACGCGAUAGAACUCAUCCGAAGCAGCUAAGAUUCAUGGUUGAAUCUCUACUUUGUUUAGUAACAUAUAUAGACCAUGCCUAUGUAAUCUUGAAUAUGGAAUUUGUCUUGUAUUUUCAUAGUCAUAAAAGAUGAAAGAGGUCAUCUAGUUUUGAGAAA
Messenger RNA from Capsicum annuum, 3530 nucleotides. Its product is annotated as cryptochrome-1. Gene Ontology annotation, molecular function: FAD binding; DNA binding; blue light photoreceptor activity. The transcript has 4 exons. Gene Ontology annotation, cellular component: cytoplasm; nucleus. Gene Ontology annotation, biological process: circadian regulation of gene expression; blue light signaling pathway; entrainment of circadian clock by photoperiod. Bases 1268 to 3196 code for a protein of 642 amino acids. The record is from RefSeq and is a predicted model, not a curated record. NCBI's taxonomy places the organism in Eukaryota, Viridiplantae, Streptophyta, Magnoliopsida, Solanales, Solanaceae.